This is a messenger RNA of Hemibagrus wyckioides, 9237 nucleotides long. It is a transcript of the gene lrr1, whose product is annotated as leucine rich repeat protein 1. Gene Ontology annotation, molecular function: protein binding. The transcript has 2 exons. The coding region runs from base 2125 to 2967 and encodes 280 amino acids. Lineage: Eukaryota; Metazoa; Chordata; Actinopteri; Siluriformes; Bagridae. The record is from RefSeq and is a predicted model, not a curated record.
UUUUUUUCUCCAUUGAUGAUAGUAACUAAUUGAUACAUAUGAUUCAUUAUUUCAGAAUUUGCAAAUUCCAAAGAUAUCAGUGUUUGACCUCAAUUCAUUCCAAAAGUCUGGACGAAUACCGGUUUGGUCGAAAACCAAAUUAUUUUUCCCCAUAGGAAAUAAUGUAAAACGAAUUAAUCUGUUUCGACUCAAUAGUUGAUCUCACAGCUUGGCAACAUUGAUGCCUGAUUUACCCUUUUUUGGAGACAUGACUACUGAAAUUAUACCACAAAAGAUAGCGUGGGGUUAUAACACAAGCACUCACAGAUGACGCUUUCAGAACAGAUGAUCCGCAUAAACUGCUUCACCUCUAUUGUCUACGCCAGGUUACGCUGCAUGGAAAGUGUGUGCAGCAUGGGCGUCGCUAGGCCAUUUUUAGGGGGGUUUUAACAAUUCUACUCAGCCCCUCUAAAAAUUCUGUGAUUCUCCAUAAACUGUACACAAAUUCGUGAUUGCCUCAGUCCCCGUUAAAUUUCAUAUGAAAACGGUGGCAGACUUCAGCUCCUCCCAGUCUUUCAGCGUGUUCUUCAAUUCGCAGAGCGAGGACAAGAGUGCUAUGCAAUACAGUGGAAUGCUGCAAUAAGUUUACCAUCCUACCCUGUUAGUCAAACGUUUAUUUUUUUAUUUUUUUACUCUUAUACCCUCAUUGGGGGCUGAGCCUCCCUUAAAUGAAAAUUCAUUAUUUGAUAUUCGUUGCAAUCCUGUAUGAAACAAGAACCAGUGUAUCUGAAGGGUGAAUCGUACACCAAGGUCAAAUUGACUCGAAAAUUCAAAUUGAGUACUGAAAAUUCGAACAUGUGUGGUCGUGGACCGAGGUACCACUGUAUAUAAAAUGUGUAUGUAUGUGUGUCUACACUGAUCAGGCAUAACUUUAUGACCACCUGCCUAAUAUUGUGUUGGUUCCCUCUUUUGCUGCUAAAACAGCCCUGACCAAUCAAGGCUUGGACUCCACUAGAUCUCUGAAGGUGUGCUAUGGUAUCUGGCACCAAGAUGUUAGCAGCAAGUCCUUCAAGUUGCAAAGUGGGGCCUCCAUGGAUCGAACGUAUUUGUUCAGCACAUCUCACAGAUGCUCAAUUGGAUUGAGAUUGGAGGCCAAGUCAACACCUCAGUCUCAUUGUUGUGUUCAUCAAACCAUUCCUGAACCACGCUUGCUUUGUGGCCCGGCGCAUUAUCCUGCUGAAAAAGGCCACAGCCAUCAGGGAAUACUGUUUCCAUGAAAGGAUGUACAUGGUCUGCAACAAUGUGUAGGUAGGUGGUACCUACUUGCCUUUUUCCCAUAGUGCAUCCUGCUGCCACGUGUUCCCCUGGUAAGAGACGCACCCAUCCAUCCACGUGAUAUAAAAGAAAACGUGAUUCAUCAUACUAGGUCACCUUCUUCCAUUGCUGCUUGGUCCAGAUCUGAUGCUCAUGUGCCCAUUGUUGGUGCUUUCAGCUGUACACAAUAAACUGUGAUGCACUGUGUAUUCUGACACCUUUCUAUCAGAACCAGCAAUUUGAGCAACAGUAGCUCGUCAGUUGGAUCGGAUCACACGGGCAAGCCUUCCUUCUCCACGUGCAUCAGUGAGCCUUGGCCGCCCAUGACCCUGUCGCUGGUUCACCACUGUUCCUUCCACCACUUUUGGUAGAUACUGACCACUGCAGACUGGGAACACCCCACAAGAGCUGCAGUUUUGGAGAUGCUCUGAUCCAGUCAUCUAACCCUAACCCUCUCAAAUCCUAACGCUUGCCCAUUUUUCCUGCUUCCCACCCAGCAUCAGGUGGCAUGAUGAGGAGAUAAUCAGCAUUAUGCACUUCCUGUCAGUGGUUAUAAUGUUAUGCCUGAUCGGUGUAUCUCUCUGUCUCGUAUAUACACACACGUACACAUUUUAGAUCAUUUCACAUCAUAGGUACAUAAAAUGAUAGUGACUUUAUUGAGUUUCACUUUUCUUAAUGCAUCUAUUUUAGGCGGAUACCACCAGCUUGAAAACCUUCCUCUCGGCUGCUCAACUUGCACACAGAGGAACCGUUAGGGAGAGCAUUCCCCUCUCCACACUUACCCCUGUUCGUGCCAGAGAUGUGGAGAAACCCAAAAAGAAGCUCACCAUCAUGUCCAAGAAGGACUAUCCCCUCACAUCUAGCUUCCCCUACUCUCUCGAGCAGCUGCAAGUGUCUUACUGCAAGCUAGCCAGGGUGGACAUGCGCAUGCUGUCUCUAAAAUCACUGCGAACACUUGACCUCAGCAAUAACCACAUCAAGAAACUUCCAGAUACCAUCGGUGACCUUCAACUCCUAACAGAACUGAUUCUCCAUAACAACCACUUAGAGAGCUUCAGUGAAGCACUAUGCCUCUCCAGCCUCCAGAAAUCACUUCAACAUCUAGACCUAAGCCAGAACUGCAUAAAGCUGCUGCCUGCUUGCUUUUGCAAGUUACGUGAGCUUGUUAGCCUUAAAAUGGAUGACAAUGAGCUGGAACAGCUGCCUUUUCAUAUUGGCCAACUCACAAAAAUGCGUUUCCUGUCUGCUGCCCACAAUAAGUUUACCGUGCUGCCUGGUGACUUCUGCAAGUUGUCACUGGAGAACCUGGAUCUGUUCGGGAACCCCUUUGCUCAGCCGAAUCCUCUUGAUCACAGCAUUCAACUCACGUUACCUCUCACUUUGGAGGAGCUGGCCUCUAGAGCUGUGCUAAAAUAUAGAAUCCCUUACGGGCCUCAUCUCAUUCCCUUUCACCUUUGUGGCGACAUGGAACUGGCAAAGGUGUGUAACUGCGGCUGCAUCUGUGUAAACUCUUACAUACAGACAGCUGUUGGCAUGAACCUGCAUCUAGUGUCUCACACUGUGGUGCUUGUGGAUGACAUGGGAGGCACAGAGGCUCCCAUUCAGCGACAUUUUUGCUCACUAACAUGCUACUGCCAAUUCCUGGAUGGCUGUGUACAGAGAGGACUGAGCUGAGAAGAAUUUAACAUUAAAGAAGAACCUCUUUCUUGCAGUCCUGUUAAUAGUUUCCAUGCUCACACAGUAACCUCUGUUAUAAUCAGCACUUGGUGUUUCUGUUGUUUGCUACCCUUAUGUGUGGUAGCAAACGACAGAAUUGUGUGAUAUUGCCACAUUAGUAAUGAAUUAGCUACAGGUUACUGUUAGCCAAUCAUGAAACAUCACAUGGCUUGUGGUCUCAUGGUCACUAUUUAUAAUUAUUUUUAUUUCAAAUUGACACUUUACAGGUAGACCGUUGGAACAAGAUUUAUUCCUCAGCGUUCAACCAAAUUAAUAUCAGAUAGUUUCAGUAAUAGUAUCAGUUCAUCCAAAUGUACAGCCUAUGUUUUAAAGGCAGAUUUAUGAUUAGUAAAACAAGGUUGUGUUAUGAAUUGAAAUGAUUUUGUGCAUGUCAUGGUUCUGUUCUUAAUAUUUUUGGUAUAUCAUCAAUAAAGUAACUUUUUAACUUAAAAUUUGAGUACUAAACAGUAUUGUUUUGUUGUUAAAUUGUUAUGUUGAGCAAUUUACCAGACCAUAUCAAGACCCCCUUGGAGUGGAGUGAAACCAAACAGUUAAUUAUUUAUAUAUAUUUAUUUAUAUAUUAUAAAUAACAGGUAAUUAUUUUACCGUUUUUUAUUCAAAACCCAAAUAUUACAGAAAUUGAGUAAAUCAACUUUUGUUUUUAUUAAGUCUUAUUAGUUGUUUUUUUUUUACAUGCCUUGUUAUGAACAUGAACAGUAUACUACAACUAAGUGAAAAUAAAGGAUAUAUUACUCCCCCAAAUGUUAAGGACAACUUUGAGUUAGACGUGAGACUGUUAUGUGGGAAAUUCCCAGAUCAACAGAUUAUGAAAUCAUAAGCCCUUCUGGUACCAACAUACUUUCCAUGAAUAAAGUUGCAUAGUUGACACUUUUUGUUCAUUCUGAUGUUUAAUGUUAAAUAUCUUCUCCUGUAUCCACAUGAUUCUUUGAAGUUCACUGCUGCUACCUGAUUGAACUUAAAAUUAACAUGAAUGUAUAGGUGUGCAGGGGUUUCUAAAAAAGAGGAUGGAGAAUAUACACUGAUCAUCCAUAACAGGAAAACUGCCUAAUAUUUUGUUGGUCCUUCUUGUGCCACCAAAACAGCUCUGACCCAUCUAAGGGGGACCAACACAAUAUUUAGACUGGUAACAUUGUAUCUUUUUUUGCAUUGGUGUCUGUGAUUAAUGGUUUAGUAAUUGCAGCUCUUCCUUGCAUGUUGGCUUUUUAAAGUUCUCUGUGGACUGUUUUUGUGGAAACUGGGUUUAUAAGGUGGAUAUUAAGUUCUGCUAUCACUUUUGCUGCAGGAGUUCUGUGUGGUUUGGACACAACAUCCAAGGGUACAUCCAAGGGUUCGAUAGGCCCUAUCAUUAAGUUUUGAUUUAUCCACUUUUCUUCUUGGCUGAUGAAGCCCUGCCAUGCUUUGUAUAUGCAGUCAUAAGAAUGUUGCUCUUGAAACACCAAAGAGUUGGGCUGUAUAGGUUUCAGAUGCUCCUGCUAAACAGGCUCCCACAUUCUGUUCCCUUUGAAAGUCUGACAAGUCACCCAUUUGAACAAUGUCUUAAAUUGCUGAGCACAACUUGUUUUAUACUGGCAAGUAACCUAAACAAUACAUAGCAAUGAAAAAUAAAUAAAUGAUAAUCACAUUGAAUUACCUAGGCAGGCAGGUUGUUCUAAACAUCUUGGAGAGCUAACCAAAGAUAUUCUGUGGAUGUAGGCUGCCUCAAGUCCUUCUGUCUUUUCAUGUAAUCUCAAACAGACUUGAUGAUGUUAUCAGGAGACUCUCUGGAUUGUAAUUAUUGUACUGCCCUCCAGCCCUUCUACAAACAUCCUGCCUCCUGCUAUACAGCUGAAGAUACUACAUAACAUUGCGACUGUGUCUGUUCCCCGAACCAAACGAAAAUGUUUUAACAAUCAGAAAAUUUGUUUUAGUAACCUGAUUAACAUAAAACUAGAUGAUAGUGAAUGCACAGCCAGCACCUUUGAUCUGAAGCUAGGACUGUUAAAUAUAAGAUCUCUGUCAACUAAAACACUUAUAAUUAAUGAACUGAUUACUGAUCAGGAGUUCAGCGUUCUUUGUUUAACAGAAACAUGGAUUAAACAAAACGAGUAUGUAGCAUUAAAUGAAGCUUGUCCGCCUGGCUAUAGCUAUAUACAUCAACCGCGUCUAACAGGCAGGGGAGGAGGUGUCACAGUUAUUCAUGAUAAGCUAAGCGCCACACAAAAACCCAGACAUCAGUUCAACACAUUCGAAGCUCUUUAUACUAACCUAACGUAUGCAAGUACUAAUAAUAAGUUUACAGAGUCAAUUCCACUAAUUGUUAUUUACAGACCCCCAGGGCCAUACUCUGAAUUCCUUAAUGAAUUUGGAGAUUUUACUUCAAACCUUGUUGUUUCUUUAGACAAAGCACUAAUAGUAGGAGACUUCAACAUUCAUUUUGAUAAGCCAGAAGACCCUCUGAGAACAGCAGUUGUGUCCAUCUUAGAUUCAUUAGGUGUUAAUCAAAAUGUAAUAGGACCCACUUAUAAUGGAGGUCACACUCUGGAUCUCAUUUUUACAUUUGGAUUAAAUAUAGAAAACAGUCACUCUUCCACAGUCGGAAGCUAUCUCAGAUCAUUAUCUAGUUUCAUUUAGAAUGCGUCUUAGUCACGAGAUGCGCAACUUGCCACAUUACCGUAUGAAGCGUAUAUUUACGUCUGCUACUGCAGAGAGAUUUACCGAUAGUCUCCCAAAAUUAUCACACGAUUGGUUCACUGUCUGACCCUACAGAACUUGACCAGGCGACUGAUUACUUGGAGUCAUUAUUUCGGAACACCCUAGACACUGUAGCUCCACUUAAAAGGAAAAAAAUUAAAGACAAGAAACUAGCACCCUGGUACAACAACCACACACGAGCUUUAAAACAAUCAGCUAGGAAACUAGAGCGUAAAUGGCGUCAAACUAAAUUAGCAGUAUUCCAGAUUGCGUGGAAGGAAAGCCUUCUGAGAUACAAAAAUUCUCUUAGUACUGCUAGAUCAGCGUAUCUCUCUAAGCCCUAAUUGAAGAUAACAAAAACAAUCCAAAAUUUUUAUUUAGCACUGUAGCAAAACUAACUAGGAGUAAAGCCACUGUAGAAAAGCGCACACCAUCUACAUUUAGCAGCAAUGACUUCAUGAAUUUUUUCAAUGAAAAAAUUGACAAUAUCAGGCAAAAAAUUCAGACUAUUAAUUUAAAACCAUAUUAUUUGAUAGAUAAUCCUUUAGAUAAUAUAGCUAUUUCUGAUCAGAGCUUAGAGUGCUUCACUCCACUUCAAGAGCCUGAUCUAAUUUCACUAAUUUCUUCUUCAAAAUCUUCUACCUGCAUCCUAGAUCCUUUACCCACAUCUUUCCUUAAACAGAUAUUACCAGUAGCUACUGAACCCCUUCUAAAAGUAAUUAAUUCUUCUCUAAGCAUUGGCUAUGUGCCUAAAUCUUUUAAGCUAGCAGUUAUCAAACCCUUGAUUAAAAAAACGGAACUCGACCCCUGUCAGCUGUCUAACUAUAGACUGAUAUCAAACCUGCCCUUUAUCUCCAAGAUCAUAGAAAAGGCUGUAGUUAUGUUCGUACCUGCAUAUAAAUAACAUUUAUGAAAUGUAUCAGUCAGGAUUUAGGCCUCAUCAUAGCACAGAGACAGCACUGGUUAAAGUGGUAAAUGACCUGUUACUGGCUUCUGAUCAGGGUUGUGUCUCCCUACUGGUGUUACUGGAUCUUAGUGCAGCUUUUGACACCACUGACCACACUGUUCUACUUGAUACACUAGAACAUGUUGUUGGUGUUAAAGGAACAGCCCUCUCCUGGCUCAGGUCUUAUUUGACUGACCGUUAUCAGUUUGUAGAUCUAGAUGGUGACUUCUCCAUGCAUACCAAGGUUAUGUUCGGUGUUCCACAAGGUUCUGUCUUAGGCCCACUGCUUUUCUCCCUAUAUGUUACCCCUUGGUGCAAUUAUUUGUAAACAUGGUAUUAGCUUCCAAUGUUAUGCAGAUGAAGCACAGCUAUAUGUUUCAGCUAAAUCAGAUGAGAGACACCAGCUUAUUAAGACAGAAGAAUGUGUAAAGGACAUUAGACAUUGGAUGGCCACUAACUUCCUCCUGCUUAAUUCGGACAAGACAGAGGUGCUUGUACUAGGACCACAGGCAGUUAGAAGUGAGCUUUCUGAUUACAGAGUAAUGGUGGAUGGUCUUUUGGUUUCAUCUUGUCCAGCAGUAAAAGAUCUUGGUUUGAUUAUUGAUUCUGGUCUUUCAUUCGAAGCUCAUGUAGAUAAUAUCACUAGGGUAACCUUCUUCCAUCUUAGGAAUAUUGCUAAGAUAAGAAAUAUGUUGUUGCUUCAUGAUGCAGAAAAAUUAGUUCAUGCUUUUGUUACCUCUAGGUUGGAUUAUUGUAAUGUCUUACUAUCUGGAUGUUCCAGUAGGUGCAUACACAAGCUCCAGUUAGUCCAGAAUGCAGCAGCUAGAGUCCUCACCAGAACCAGAAGAUAUGAGCACAUCACUCCUAUUUUAGGCACACUACAUUGGCUCCCAGUCAAAUUUCGCAUUGAUUAUAAAAUACUGUUACUAACCUAUAAAGCACUAAAUGGUCUCGGGCCACAGUACCUGAGCGAUCUUUUAGUCUUUUAUGAUCCGCCACGCCUACUCCGAUCAAAGGGUGCUGGUUACUUGGUAGUACCUCAAGUAGCAAAGGCUACAGCAGGGGGCAGAGCUUUCUCUUUCAAAGCCCCAAAGUUAUGGAACAGCCUUUCAAUUAGUGUUCGGGAUUCAGACACAAUCUCAAUGUUUAAGUCUAGGCUGAAGACACAUUUGUUUAGUCAAGCUUUUAAUGUAUAGUUUUCUUAGGUAAAGGAGCAGAUCUGGAAGGUUCAUGGUCAUAGAGUGUUUGGUGUACUGGGAUGUGUUGGAUGCUGUCAUCUUACCACCCUCGCAAGUCGCUCAGGUUUGCUGACUGUGAAGUGGUUGGAUGCUUUAUGUCCCGGGAAACCUUCAUGUCUGUGAUCUUCUGGCUCUCCCUUUUAGUUAUGCUGUCAUAGCUAGUCUUGCCGGAGUCCCUGCCUGCAUUUUACACAUAAUUCUACACUGUCUUUAAGCAUCACAUGAUCACAAACUUAAUAUCUUUCUCUUUCUCCCUCUACCUUCUCUGUCGAGCUAUACACCCCACUCCUGAGCUCCCAGUGUUUGCCAGUUUCCAGUGCGACCGCUGCCCUACCCCUGGUCGGAGUCUCGCCGCUUGAUGGUGCCCACUGAUGCUGUGGAUGGAUCUGUGUGGACCAGGAGACAGCCAUGGACAGAGCCACUUGGGGACUUUCACACCAUCACAGAUAUGCCAUUUCAUCUGUCAGCCCGUGACAGCAAAGAACUAGUGUUUAUAAUGACCUUAGAAACUACAAUGACCUAAUAGUUCCUCAUGGGUCAUUGAUUGCUGUUGUAGAAAGGACAUUAAUCAGCUACAGUUACAUUAUUUUCUGUUUAGUGUCACCCAAAUGAGGAUGGGUUCCCUUCUGAGCCUGGUUCCUCUCAAGGUUUCUUCCUUUCCAUCCCAGGGAGUUUUUCCUUGCCACCAUUGCCACAGGCUUGCUCAUUAGGGAUAAAAUAGUCUAAUUAUAGAAUUUAAUAAUUUAUUAUUAUUUCUAGUUAAUUAGUUAUUUUUAUUUUUUUUAAUUAUUUUUCAUUUUCCCCUCCCCUUUCUCUGUUUUCUUCUUUUGUAAAGCUGCUUAGAGAUAAUGUUCAUUGUAAAAGGCGCUAUACAAAAUAAAUUGAAUUGAAUUGAAUACUAGAUGGCUUAUAAGCAUGCUAAACAGCAUGAAAAGAAAAAAAAAAACAAACAAACAUGGGUGCACCUCAGUCCCACUGGUUUCCACCAGUUAUUUCUGAUUGCAUUGCUUGACAUCUUCCGAUGUUGAAGGAAAGUAUGCAUGAUGCCUUUCAUCUGCUGCAUGAAGUUUCUUUGGCUGACCACUUCAUCUACAGUCUGCCUACCUGUUUCUUGUGCUUCUUCAAAAUAGUUUGAGCAGUACAUCUUGACAUCCCAGUUUACUUUGAAAUCUUUGCCUGGGAGAGACCUUGCUGAUGCAGUAUAAAUACCUUGUUUCUUGUUGCUGGGUUCAGUCUUGCCAUGGUGUAUGUCCUGUGACAUGAAAUUGUCUUCCACAACCUCAUCUUAGUAGCAGAGUUUGGCUGUUCUCUCAGUUUAAAGCCUCAUACCCAACUAUUUCUGUUUCAGUUAAU